This is a messenger RNA of Tarenaya hassleriana, 1828 nucleotides long. Its product is annotated as protein SHI RELATED SEQUENCE 5. Gene Ontology annotation, biological process: positive regulation of DNA-templated transcription. The record is from RefSeq and is a predicted model, not a curated record. The transcript is spliced from 2 exons. The coding region runs from base 461 to 1594 and encodes 377 amino acids. Gene Ontology annotation, cellular component: nucleus. Gene Ontology annotation, molecular function: DNA-binding transcription factor activity; DNA binding. Lineage: Eukaryota; Viridiplantae; Streptophyta; Magnoliopsida; Brassicales; Cleomaceae.
AUAGCUCCAAGAUCUUCAUAGUACUAAUGUCUUAAACUCUCUCUCUCUCAAACUCCCUCCCUCUCUCUCUCUCUCUCCAAAGAAAAUCAGCAGAAGAAGUAAAUUGUUCAUGUCCUCGAUGAGAGAGAGAUCAUAAAGUUUUGAUUUUUUUUUCUUUCUGUUUUGCAUUAAAUGGCGAAGGAGAAAAUUUCUCUCAGAAGAUUAACCAUGGCGGCGUUUGCAGUUUCCUAAUUCUCUCGCCAUCAUUACUCUCAUCUGCUCCAAUCUCUCUCUCUCUCUCUCUCUCUCAAGAACAGCAACAACACUUCAAGCAAAGUCACAACAAUUAAAAAAAAGGUAUAAAUCCUUCGCAAACCCACAAAAAAUUCAAGAUCUUCUCCAAAGAUUCACCAAACCCUUCACGGACCAGACAAUCUCUCUCUCUCUCUCUCUGUGAUAUGGGUUGUGGUGGGAGGAAGAAAUGGCUGGGUUUUUCUAUCUAGGAGGCGGGAGAGAUCGUAACAACAACAGGCAAGAUCAUAAUCAUCAUCAAGAAAAAGAUCAAGAAGACAAAAGUAACUAUCUUUAUCUAUACAAGGACGAGAUCUACAACCCCAACAACAACAACAUCAACAGCAACAAGGGCUUUGAGAUAUGGCCUCCACAAUAUUUCCAAGAACAACAACAACAACAUCAACAGCAACAGCAUAUUUCUCCAGCGAACUUCUACUCGUUUGGCAUGGUCCCGAGUGGAAGCAGUAGCAGUAACAAUAACAGUAACAGCAACAACAAUCGCUGUCGGAAUUUCUACUUCAACGUUGUCUCCGAUGAGUCAUUGAGAUCUUCUGCUGGGUUCACGGUCACGAGACAAGGAGGCAUGAACUGCCAAGACUGUGGGAACCAAGCCAAGAAAGAUUGUGGCCACAUGAGAUGCCGUACUUGCUGUAAGAGCCGAGGGUUUCAGUGUUCGACGCACGUGAAGAGCACGUGGGUUCCGGCGGCCAAACGCCGCGAGCGCCAGGCCCAGCUCGCCGCUUUGCAGCAGCAGCAGCAGCAAGGCGGAGGCUGCAGCCGCGGAGAUAACGUCAAACGGCUGAGAGAGCCGAGCAGUGACGGCGGUAACGGAGAUGAUGGUGAUGAUGAUAAAGAGCUUGACCUUGUAGGCGGCGGAAGUGGAGGAGGAGGAUCUCUUGCUGUAACCCGCGUAGUGAAUGCGAGUUCUUCGGGGUUGGCGGUUGGUCACUUUCCACCGGAGGUGAAUUCUCCGGCGGUUUUCCGGUGCAUUAGGGUAAGCUCGAUCGACGAGGGGGAGGAAGAGUACGCAUAUCAAACGGCUGUGAACAUCGGAGGACAUGUCUUCAAGGGCAUUCUCUACGACCAGGGACCAGAUCACUCUCACAACCGCUACAGCUCAAGCCCUAACGCAGCCGCAGCUGACAGCUCUCAACACCUCAACCUCUUGGCCUUAACCGCAACCGCUACCGCAAACGCUGUUCCAACGGGGGUUACAGCCGGUAACAACAACGCUUCAUUGCUUGACCCUUCGUCGCUUUACCCGGCACCGCUUAACGCAUUUAUUACCAGUACGCCAUUUUUCCCACCUCCGAGGUCUUGACGAUGAUGAUGAUAACUGAUCCGUCGGUCGAAAUAGUUAUGAUAUCCUAUAAGGUGAGGAAUGUUGUUAUGAGAUAAUAUGAUUAUUUGAGUUUUUGUUAUAUGUCUCUUCUAUUUUUCGGGCGAUGUGAUGAUCUCUCCCCCUAGCUAGAAUGUUAGUGCUGAUUCACAUGCACCGUCGUAUGUUUAGAUGAUGAUCACGUUAAUGUUCGAAUUUCAAGAUGGAUUUCCUAAA